AUGUUCCCCAACAGCUCCUUCCUGUCCUCCGCUUCUCCACUCCCGGCCUUCAUGGCAGAGAAUGGAGAUUUGCAGCAACGAAUCCUCCAGAAGACCCUACAGGAGGUAGCGGACGAGGAGGCCGAGGGUGCUGAUCCCUGCGUCAUUUGUCUGGAUACCAUCACAGAGCCAUGUGUCGGAGUACCCUGCCACCAUGCCAACUUCGAUUAUCUAUGCCUGCUUAGUUGGCUAGAGCAGCAGCCAAAUUGUCCUUUAUGCAAGGCCAAUCUCACAGCAGUACAGUAUGACGUGAAGGGACCUCGAGGCCCAAAGACAUACACUGUCCCUCCCGUCAACGCCCGCGGAACUACAGUCCGCGCGCCUUUACCGCAUGAAACCCGGUUAAGAGGACAACAACGCCGUCGUCAAAGAACUCGUCUGCACCAACCACAGCCUGCACCCAGCGACCCGCUCUCUGUCCGUCGCAAUGUCUAUCGCAAUCAGCUAUACUCCCUCCGGGUCGGGUCGAACCGACUCUCCCAAUACACCGAGGUGACACCGGAGCAUUUCAACCGAGACGAAGCACUGGUUUCGCGCGCUCGGAAAUGGAUCCGCCGUGAACUGCAGGUGUUUAGCUUUUGCAUCCAGAGGCAGAGGACGCACCGGAAGAAAGGCGGGACCCCGUUCCUCGCUCUGGACAGCAGCGAUUGGAGCAACGGAGGGCAAACAAUGCCGAGUUCUUGCUCGAGUACGUUGUUGCCAUUCUACGGACGGUGGAUAUCAAAGGUAGUGCUGGGCAAGCAGAAGAGUUGCUUCGCGAUUUUCUGGGGAGGGAAAAUGCUCAAGACUGGGAUCGUCAUGUGCAAUACCCGACUUCGAGGCCUCCGUCCCGCGAUAGGGAGAGUCGAGAUGCGAGCUAUCAUCGCCGUGGCUCCACCCGUCGGGACUCAGCUCGUGCCCGUAGUGCAUCGCCGGCUAAUGAGCGCGAUCGAAGCUUGUUUGACCGGGUCUCAAGGCCCCAGAGUUCUCAGUCAAGCCCAGGACGAGGGGCAGUAUCUAGGAGUCGGGGCUCAGGUCGACGUGCCCCGUGGCCGGAGCGAAAUCGGCAUCUUCUAG
Molecule: messenger RNA, 1095 nt
Organism: Penicillium daleae
Lineage: Eukaryota; Fungi; Ascomycota; Eurotiomycetes; Eurotiales; Aspergillaceae
Product: RING finger domain protein
Exons: 3
Coding region: 1-1095 (364 amino acids)
Biological process (GO): protein monoubiquitination; protein polyubiquitination
Molecular function (GO): ubiquitin protein ligase activity
Source: RefSeq, a predicted model, not a curated record